CUGUGGGGAGCGCUUCUCUGCCUUUCUCCUGCAGGACUUGCUGGUCAGCUUGCCCAUCCCUCCCUUUCCAUUGAAUGCCUAUGUGCCUGUCUGUCUUUCUGUCCGCCUGUCUCACCCCAUGAGUGCUUAAAGGCUUGUCUGCCUUGUUCCCCAAGAGCUCGUCUAUCUGUCUCCUCUUCCUUUGAGCCCAUGUCUCUCCAUGUCUCUUGGUCCUAAAGUGCUUGUCGCCCUGCUUUCCCCCUGAACACACCUCCAUCUCUGUCUUCCCCUCCGAGUGCUUCUCUGCCAUUGUCUUCCUCCCUAAGUCCGUGUCUGUCUUUUCCUGUAGGACUGUCUGCUUGACCAUUUUUAUUUGUCCCUUUGCUUACUUGCCUGUCUUUCAAUCUGUCUGAGUGCCUAUCUCCUCCCUUUCUCUUUCCCUGUUUGAGUGUGAGAUUCCGUCUCAAGCUCUCUCCCCUUGAGUCUGUGUCUCCCACUGCUUCCCCCUGGGGAAUUGCAGAAUAAAUAAUCCCUGUCCUUUUGCUGCUAGGUACUUGGACCAGAGCCCCCGAUAGAACUUUGAGGAGAAGAAUCAACUCUCCCAUCAGAUUUAUAUUCACCCAAGAUAAAACUUGGCAGCUAAUUGCUCUAGAAUGAGAUGUCUUUUUUGGGGGUGGGUGGGGGGGUUGGGGAGGGAAUAUAUAGGUUAUCUUCAGUUCUUUUAUUUCUCCCUUCAAAGCCUUUUCUGAAAAAGACUAUGCAGCCUUUUCAGUUUCCCAGUUUUUUGGUUUUUUUUUUUUUUAAGCUUGUCUACUUUGUGGUUCAAGGAGAAUGAUUUCUUGAAAUCUAGAAGCCAUUUUUUGGAACAAAAAUCUGCCAUAGUUCCUUUUUUCUUUUGGGAUCUGAGGAAGGGAAGGAGACACAUCAGAAAUCCUCUGUGAAAGAAGCUAUCCACCUUUUCUAAUUUAAUCUGGAGGGUAAUAUAAUGCUAUUUUGUUUGUUUCUCCAUAUGGGAAAUUUCCUUACAUGUAUUUUCUGGUUAAUUUUGCCAGUUAUAUCUUUUAUUUAGGGUUUGGAGGUCAGUCACAAAUUGUUUUUCUUCUCAAUAUUGAUUUUGCUUCUUUCUUUUUAUUUCCACAGUUUCCACUCUGUUUCAAGACCCUGACACCUGAAUUACUGCAACAGACAACACUGUGAUUAUACAGUCCUUCUACUUGCAUACCUUGUAGAGUUUUACUGGUUAUAGAAUAAUGGAAAACCAGUUGGCCAAGUCCACUGAAGAACGAACAUUUCAGUACCAGGAUUCUCUUCCUUCAUUGCCUGUUCCUUCUCUUGAUGAGUCACUAAAGAAAUAUCUUGAUGCAGUUAAGCCAUUUGCAAAUGAAGAAGAAUAUAAACAAACAGAAGAAAUAGUUCAAAAAUUUCAGAAUGGAAUUGGAGAAAAGUUACACCAGAAAUUGCUUGAAAGAGCAAAAGGAAAAAGAAAUUGGCUGGAGGAAUGGUGGUUGAAUGUUGCCUACCUGGAUGUUCGUAUACCAUCACAACUGAAUGUCAACUUUGGAGGCCCUGCAGCUCACAGUGAACAUUACUGGCCUCCAAAAGAAGGCACACAGUUAGAAAGAGGAUGUAUAACUCUUUGGCAUAAUCUGAAUUAUUGGCAACUACUAAAAAUGGAAAAACUAGCAGUUCAUAAAAUUGGAAACAUACCUUUAGACAUGAAUCAAUUCCGAAUGCUGUUCUCUACAUGCAAAGUACCAGGAAUUUCUAGAGAUUCAAUCAUCAGUUACUUUAGAACUGAGAGCGAAGGACAUACUCCAAGUCACAUAGCAGUGUUGUGUCGAGGCCGAGUUUUUGUCUUUGAUGUCAUGCAUGAAGGUUGUAUGAUGACUCCGCCAGAGCUGCUCAGGCAACUUACAUAUAUCCAAAAAAAAUGCCACAGUGAACCUGAUGGACCUGGGGUAGCAGCAUUAACCAGUGAAGAGCGGACCCGAUGGGCUGAGGCAAGAGAAUAUCUGAUUAGUCUUGAUCCAAAGAAUUUGACUAUAUUGGAAAAAAUUCAGAGCAGUUUGUUGGUCUAUUCCUUAGAUGAUGCUAGUCCACAAGUAACACCUGAAGAUUAUUCUGAGGUAACUACACUGGUGCUUACUGGGGAUCCAACAGUACGCUGGGGCGACAAAUCUUAUAACUUUAUUUCCUUUUCCAAUGGAUUGUUUGGCUGCAAUUGUGAUCAUGCACCUUAUGAUGCUAUGGUCAUGGUUGAUAUCUGUCAUUAUGUGGAUCAGAAGAUCUUUGAAAAUGAGGGGAGGUGGAAGGGUUCUGAAAAAGUGAGAGGAAAUAUCCCUCUGCCAGAGGAGCUUGUUUUCACUGUGGACCAUAAAGUUUUAGAUGCCAUUAGCCAGGCUAAAGAGCAAUAUCUAAAACAGGGAUCAGACUUGCAGAUUGUGACUUAUGCCUUUAAAUCUUUUGGCAAAAUGCAAACCAAGAAGAAGAAGCUUCAUCCAGAUGCUUUUAUUCAGCUGGCACUUCAACUGGCCUACUACAGACUUCAUGGAUGCCCAGGUAGCUGUUAUGAAACUGCUAUGACAAGGGCUUACUACCAUGGUCGCACAGAGACUGUGAGAUCAUGUUCUUUGGAAGCAGUUGAAUGGUGCCAGACCAUGCAGGAUCCCUCUGCCAGUCUUCAUAAACGGCAGCAAAAGAUGUUACAAGCUUUUGCAAAGCACGGUAAAAUGAUGAAAGAAUGUUCAUCUGGGAAAGGAUUUGAUCGUCACCUCUUAGGUCUCUUUCUCAUAGCCAAAGAGGAGGGGCUACCCAUUCCAGAGCUCUUUACAGACCCAAUUUUCUCCAAAAGUGGAGGGGGUGGAAAUUUUGUCCUGUCAACCAGUCUUCUUGGUUAUACACGAGUCCAUGGAGUGGUGGUGCCUAUGAUUUAUCGUGGCUAUGGCUUUUUCUACCACAUCAGAGAUGACAGGUUUGUCGUGGCCUGUACAGCUUGGAAAUCAUGUGCAGAGACUGAUGCGGAAAAGCUGGUUAGGAUGGUAUUCCAUUGUUUCCAUGAUAUGAUGCAGUUGAUGAAUACUGCUCAGCUUUAGAGAAUGAUUCUGAAUUAAAUCCAAACCAAAAUAUGUUAUUAAAAGAUGUACUGGGCAUGAAUUGGGGCUAUGCAGAGGAAACUUGAUUUGGCAGAAAGUAGUUAAAUGUAGAAGUAAUGAAGAAGAAUAUCAAUAUUAUAUAGCACUUACUGCCACAUAUUCUAGAAAUAGAGCAUUGUCUCCCAGCUGAAUGUAAUGCUUGCAGCAAUAGAACUAACUAAACACUGAAUCUAGAACUAUGCAAUACAUAAUGUAUGCCUUAAUGAUACAUAUUCAUCCAUUUUUCCAGUGCAAGUCUUAUUCAAACUUUAAUAUGAGAGAUUUUUGUGGAUAUCUGUAUAAAAACACUGUCAUUGUUCUUGCUUGAUCAUUGUCUUAUUUACAUGUUCCAUCCUCCAUGCACUUUAUCUCUUUCUAGCUGUCAAAGGGCAUGACAAAUAUGUUCAGAGGCUCAGCUAUCUAAAAUUCAUGCCAUCCACUUCCACUGCAGAGAGGCCAAAUACAGGUUUACUGUGUGUGAGGGAAGAGACCACUAGAAAAACUAGACUAUGGAAAACAACAAAAACUAGUUUGUAGCCAGGUAGUUGAUGCUAAAGAGAUAAUAAACCUAAUAACGUAGCUCAUCUUGUAUUUUGGUGAUUCAUGAAUAUAAAUACAAAGCACUUGAUAGAAAGUCAGUUUUUAAAAUUUUGUGAAGGUUUAAUUGACAAAUUCUCAGGAUCUUCUGCUUUCUUUGCUUUUUGAUAUUUUUUUCUCUGUACCUCUUUGUAGUUUGCACUCUGAAAAUAAAAUUUAUUGAAUCAUCUCUUGUGUGUGUUUGAACUUAGUGCCACUUUGAGGUAUUUUGACUUACCACAGAAGAACUAUUUUCAACAUACUUGAUGCGCACUUCUGUUUUUGCCAUUCUCAGAUUGGAGAACAGUUCACUCUGAUUUUGAUAACAUUCAGAAUUCCACUUCUCUGUUUCUUCCCACUCACCUAAUACAACUGAAGUGGUAG
Gracilinanus agilis (Agile Gracile Mouse Opossum) is the source of this 4070-nucleotide messenger RNA. It is a transcript of the gene CROT, whose product is annotated as carnitine O-octanoyltransferase. Gene Ontology annotation, cellular component: peroxisome. Bases 1230 to 3071 code for a protein of 613 amino acids. Lineage: Eukaryota; Metazoa; Chordata; Mammalia; Didelphimorphia; Didelphidae. Gene Ontology annotation, molecular function: carnitine O-octanoyltransferase activity. The record is from RefSeq and is a predicted model, not a curated record. The transcript is spliced from 17 exons.